Molecule: messenger RNA, 870 nt
Organism: Rotaria sp. Silwood2
Lineage: Eukaryota; Metazoa; Rotifera; Eurotatoria; Philodinida; Philodinidae
Source: the annotation of a GenBank genome assembly
AUGAGUACAUCCAUUGAAAGCAAAAAGCGUAAGCUUACAAAAAAAUCUGAUGAUACUAUUCAAAAAAAAAAGAAAGUUCAUUUUUCAUUUAAUAAUAAUAAUGAAAAUGAAACUCCUAAAAAGUUGGAUUUCGAUGCAUUAUCCUCGUCUCUUAAAUCUCGUGCCACGGAAAAAUUAGCACAAGUUGCUGCUGCUAAACGUCAAGUACGAGUUAAACCUGAUCCAACAAUGUUAUCAAAUGUUAAACAAAUUAAAAAACAAUUAAAAACAAAACAAAAACAAAUGGAAAACAAGAAAAAGAAAAAACAUAUUAAUAUUGUUCAGGAUAAAGAAAAUACAACAUUUCGACAACGUUUAAAAGAACGACAAAAAUUACGACGUGGUGUUCUUUAUGAUAUGGCUGAUAAAUCGAAAAAAAUUUGGGAAAUUUUACGUCGUGAUGAAACAACAAAUGAAGUACGAGUUAAAUUAUGUGCAGAAUUAAUGAAAUUAAUUGAAGGAAAUGUGAAAUUUUUAUCUAUGGCACAUGAUACAACACGUGUAAUCGAAUGUCUUGUUCAAUUUGGUAAUGAACAACAAAAACAUUAUAUUUUCGAACAAAUUCAAAAGGAUAUAGCAACAAUGUCAAAAUCACUUUAUGCUCAUCAUGUUAUUAUGAAAUUUUUAACUUAUGGAACGGACAAUCAAAAAGAUUUAAUAAAAAAAAGUCUUUAUGGUCAUGUCUGCAAAUUAGCCAGACAUUCAAUUGGUUGUCGUGUAUUGGAAUAUUGUUAUAAUGAUGUUUGUAAUUCAGCAGAACGUUUUCAACUUGUUCAAGAAUUUUAUGGUCGAGAAUAUGCCGUUCUUAAAACAACCAAUCUAUAUUAUUAA